AGCCAUGGAGACAACUGGGCUGCAACUGCUGGGGAGGAGAAAAGAGAGAGCAGGUGAGGUGGACGCUCCCAAUGUGGAAGUGAACGAGGAAGAAGAAGAGGAAGAAGAUGAGGAAGAGGAGGAGGAGGUCAGGGACCUGGGCUCUUCAGAUGAUGAGAAAGGGUCAGACUUGUUGGACCAAGAGGUGGAACGAGAUUUGCGAGCCCAAGUGAUGCAGUUGCUGGACGAGGUGGAAGAGGCCCGAGAGGCGGCCCUCAAGCACGAAGGGGACUCCCUCGAGUUGCAAGGUUUGCUGGAGGACGAGCGACUCGCAAGUGCACAGCAGGCGGAGAUCUUCACAAAGCAAAUCCAGAGGCUCCAAGCUCAGAUGCGUUCCCUGAAGGACGAGUUUGACUCUCUGCAAGAAGUGAAAGAUGUUGAGCUCGAACGCCUCGAGAGGGAACUGCGGGAGACCAACGAGGAGAUCCACAGCCUGCGUCUGGAUGCGGAGGAGGCUGCCGCCGUGCAUGAGAAUGAGGUCGCCGGGCUGCAGGAGGAGAUUUGCCGGCUGAAAGCUGAGCUGGACCGGGUGCAGCGUGUCCACAACGAGUAUGACAUGGAGGUCACGGCCUUGCGUGCCGAGAUCAACAUGAAAGGACCAGGCACUGGAGACAGCCAACCUGCUCCGGAGAUGCUUGUUGUCACGCACUUUGACGACCGGCUUUCCAGUGCUUCAGAAGAGGUGGCCAGGCUCCAAGAGGAGCUCAGAACCCUGAGAGCCCGGUACCAGGAGCUGAGCGACGAGUACCACAUCUUGCAGGAAAGCAACAAGAUCAUGGUCAAUCAGCUGGAGAGACUGGAGGCCAUGAAGUACAGAUCCAGAAGCAAGUCAGAUGAUUCACCGUCCCUCGAUUCGGAUUCCGAGGGGAGCGUGGACCACCGCCACUCCACAUCCCGGCAGACGAAGAUCCACACGAGCGGCAGCGUCUCCUUCAAGUCUAUGGAGAUUGUGGGGAUGGCGAGUGACGCCAACGCGGACGAGAAGAUGUCGAAGCCGGAGGAGGAAAGCGAGUGUGAGCUGCGCUACCAGCUGAAGAUGGAGGAGGAGAAAGCGGAACUUGUCCACGCGCAAUGUGACCAAGUCCAACGCCCUCGGCGCGGAACAGAAGACAGGCACCAGCUCGGCCCCAACGAGUGGGAAGUGAGGGCCCCAGAGCUAAAAGCAGGAGAGUCUGCAAGAGGAGGGAGGGAGGAUGGAAAUGAGUGUGACCAAGCCCAGUACAAUCUGCGUGAAAUGGAGGGCAAGUGCCAGCUCAGCCAGCAUGAGCGGGAGCAGCUGCAUGAAGAGCUGCGGCUGUGCAAGGAGGAGAUUGAGAGGCUCAACGGCACCAUCCCCAGUGGCGGACGGGUCCCAGCUGGAGGGAUGAAGCCCUUUGCCGUCUUCGCUGUGUUGGCAGGGGGCUUGCUCCUCUACCCCUGCCUGAAGAGAUACAGCAACAGUUGGAUGCCAACCUGAGGAGCCUUCCUACCCACCCCCGACCUCCCAGAGAGGACCACUCAUGCCACGCGCCCCUCCCCGGUCCAACUCUGUGAGAACUGAGCACCUUCCUCCCCCCACCCACACCACCCCCAUAAAUCCAACCAGCGCAGAGAAGGCUGAUCUCGUUAUCGGUCAUGCCAAGUCAAUAGUCACCCGUCAUCUGUUAUUCUGUGUAGAAAGCCAUUUCCAUCACCAGCACCCCUUCCUGCUUGCACUAGGCGCAGGGGAGGGUGCAGUGAGGUUGCCUUUAAGUCUUGCAGUUGGGCUUCCAGCCUGAACCCCCUGAACAACUGGGUACCGGGAGCUCUACCACCCCUUUAGUGGUCCCAGCAAAACUGCAUCCUUUACAGACUGGGGGAACAGGGUGGUGGAUGGGAUGAGACGUGGGAGGGAUGCUUUUGACCAGCUCCCAAGAGGAUGCAAAGCAGUGCCCCCCAGGAAAGAACGGGACCCAGGACCCCUUGGCCUGUCCCUCUUUAGAGCCAUACCUGUCUCUUUUGGGGCCAGCUGAAGAGGGCGAUGGUGCAUGGCGCUGCCCUUUGGAAUGCCAAUCUUUGCAAUAAUCAAAGGGGUCAAACACAUUUUCCCAGCAGGAUGUUUUGCAGCAAGCUCAGAAGAAGCACAGGAACCAAAGGGGGGGGUCGGGGGGACACAGGGCAAUUUCUUUUUUGGCAAUAUUCAAAGUCAACACUGUGAAUGGGAACAAACCUACAAGCCCUAGAGGGGCCGCAGCAGAACACAUCUACCUGUGACUUAAUUUUAUUUCCUUCCCCCCCCCAAGAUAUCUUCCCAUCUUCUCCAUCCCCAGGAUGGCACCUUUGCCUAUUCUGCACUUCUGUUUGCAUCUAUGCAUCCCCUCUUCCCCCUGCCCCUCCCCCUGUCUCUCCUGUCUCUCUCCUUUGUGGUCUACGCAUCCUGUUCAGCUGCAUACACUUUUGUCCUGGCCCUGCAACACUCACAGGGCUUGUUUGUGUAUGGUCUUUGCACCUUCAACACCAAGAUGGCCGUUUGUGGACUGCCGGAAAGGAGGGGAGGUGGUCUGCAAAGGCGUCACUGUCCUUGCCCAACAUCACUUUCAGCAACCGAGGGCCCACCAAAGUAGCAAAGGGUGGGAAGCCGCUGCGUGUGGUGGCGCAGCCCUCGGGGAUUUGGGGCUCAAGAGCCUUGCCCUGCAUGUUUUGCGUGCGCGUCUGCCUUGAGGAAUGUGCCUGCCUCCAUCAUCUCGCAAUCUGCUGCCCCCACCUCGUCCACAUCUCGUUCAUUGCGCUUUGCUCCCGACUUCCGUCUGAGAAGGGGAUGAUCCCUGAAAAAGCCACUGGAGAGUCUCUGCAGAUCUUUCUGUUUGUU
This is a messenger RNA of Rhineura floridana, 2866 nucleotides long. RefSeq names its product coiled-coil domain containing 136 (gene CCDC136). Gene Ontology annotation, biological process: acrosome assembly; single fertilization. The transcript has 9 exons. Bases 5 to 1495 code for a protein of 496 amino acids. The record is from RefSeq and is a predicted model, not a curated record. NCBI's taxonomy places the organism in Eukaryota, Metazoa, Chordata, Lepidosauria, Squamata, Rhineuridae. Gene Ontology annotation, cellular component: acrosomal membrane.